AAUAUGGUGAAUUGAAAGUUACUAUUGCAUAUGUCUACGCUUCAAGUCCUAAAAUUAAAUCUACAUGCAACUAAAAUGCAUUUGUUUCUUCUAAUUAAGGUUGCUGUCAUUGAGUCAGUUGAAGAGUUUAUGAGCGCAUAGGACGACAACUCUGCUGGGGGUGUAAAUAUGAGAGCAUGCAACGACAACUCUGCUGGGAGUGUUAAUAUGAGAGCGUGCAACGACAACUCUACUCGCACAUCGAAACAAAGCUUACAACUAGCAGUAACAGGGAAUUCACGGCCUUUUGUGAAAACAAAAGCACUGCGUGUAAUCUUUUAGAUUUGGAAUUAUAUUAUUAACACACAAUAAUACACAUUGUAUAAUACAGGAUAUACAAAUCAUCGAUGCUUUCAACGGAAUAUGAUUGUCUUAACAUUAAUUCGUUCCAAAGAGAAUAUUGACAUUUUUCGUCUAUUGAGGUUCGUUCCAUUAUUACGUUUUAUCUGCGGACGUUCAAGUAAAUUGAAAUCGAAAGUGCAUUACAGCAACUGUUACUUCUAAUUAUUCCGUUUGUGUAAACUGACAAUGCAAUUACGUGUAAUACAAUUAAAUACAAGUAUUACAUAGCAAGGAUUUUCAUGCAAAAACACGAAGUAUAUGCCGUUAAAUAUGUAUGUACUAGUUGAUCUGAAUGCGAAUGCUAUUUUAAACGAAAUCUUUAAAUUUGUGUUUGUUGUUUUGAUAAAUACAAUUAUGUAUAUCUAUUGACCCGUUGAAAUACAUUUCAUUACAAUUUACAAGCGUGACGGACGGUUUUCAAUCAUGAAAUGUUCUCUUUAAAGGGAUCUUUUCACGGUUUGGUAAAUUGACAAAAUUGAAAAAAGUUGUUUCAUAUUCGCAAAAUUUCGGUUUAGUUAUGAUAUUUGUGAGGAAAGAGUGUUACUGAACAUUUGCCAUGGUCUAUUAUAGCCAUUAUAUGCAUCUUUUGACGAUUAAAAAACGUAAACAUUAUAAAGCAUUGCAACGGGAAACGAUUGAAAAAUGUGGAGAGUUCUGUUGUUGUCGUUUAAAUUUGUGAAACUACGAAGAUUGCUUAUAUAAGGUAUAAUAUACGCAGCAUAUGUAUGCUUGGCAGGAUAGCUCUGUUGGCUAAUGCGUUUUUACUUAAGGAUUCCGGGGGUCACUGGUUCGAGCCCUGCUGCGGGUUACUUUUUUCCUUUUUUUAAAUUUUAUUUUUGAUUUUUUACUGGAGCUUUUAAAAUUUAAUGUUUACAUUUAUCAAUAUAAAGCAUUUAAUAACAAACUUCAAAACAUGACAAAAUCUGUGAAAAGUCCCCUUUAAUUUGUAUAUUCGCUGUUUUUAAGUGUGUUCUGGUUUAUAUACAAGUAACUGCAAUCAAUUCCUGGACCUCUGUGUUAAGCAUUUUUGAAAAUCUGGUAUAGCGCGUAAAUGUAAGUCCGUGGUAGACUUUUCCUUUUUAUCGGUAUUUGGAUUUAAGGAACAGUACUUAUACUGACUAUUGAGUUAUUAUUAUGUUCAAGCUUAUCACUGAAUUAUAAGUAUAAUUCAAGAUGCAUAUGCAUUCAUUUUUUUAUAUACUUUCCGUUCAAAUUGCUCGGUACUUGAAGUGUUAAAGUUUUUUUCACAGUCGUUCGUAUGCUACGUUAACAAACGUGUAUCAGUAGCAUAAUAAAGGUUCAAAUCGUUGAUGAUUACGUUGGCGUUUAGACUAAAUGUGUUAAAUGAAUAAUACCAUCGCAGCAUGUGUCGGAAAAAAGGCAUAAAAAUCACUGCUGCAAAACAUUUUGUACAACAUAUAACAUUUUAUUAAUGCUACAUUCUUUCGUGCAGAAACAAACGAAAUGGCGGAAUGUGGUUCCAGCCAUGACAUGUCUUCUCGAUUUCAGAGGCAAAACAGCGUUGACAGUAAUCGCUAUCAAAAUGAGAAUUUCUCCGUGGAGGUGAACACGAUUCUGAACUGUCUAGGAUAUGGACCAGAUAUCAGACGGUUUCGCAAAGAGAGUUACAGAUUUAGGGAUAGAGUGCUGAAUAGACGCGAAAGCAAAGACAAAGUAAUGUGCGUCACCGUUGGGAGCAAAUUAGAAGGACUUACGAGCUUCUUUGAAAGUGACACGGACUGUAUUAUAUUACAUUCCAGAGUUGUGUGUCUAGAAACCGGUGUUGACCCUAACGCAAUCGCAAACAAUAUUUCAAUAUUCAAAAUGGAUACUAGGACAUGCUAUGCAGAUCACUGUAAACAACUCCUAGUGAGAAUAGCUCCAGGACACCACCCUGCAUUUUCCAAUUCUAUUGUCGUUGAUCCAAGUGGAAACAGAAUUUUGAGCAAUCUUAAACUUGUUACUGAAUUCCAGAAGGCCCCAAUGCCGCCAUCUGCCGUAAGUUAUCCACGCGCGGGGCCCUCAAUACCCGUCUCGGUUGGAGCGUACCAUCAAGAUACGGUACACGCAAUACCUUGUUACUGUCCCAGCAUACUGGAAAGGUGGGCAAAAAGACAACCACGCCAUUGGCCCCCAACGGAGAUUGUUCAGAAAGUCGUUUCACAAGGAGCCUUUUUAGUCCCGACAGGUUUUAAAGGGAGUGAACAUAAAGACGAAGAGUUCAGAAUUUGCUUUAACACUGGCGAGAAUGAAUUAGUGAGCAAUCUAAAUGACACACAGGUUAAAAUAUAUGUUUUAUUGAAAAUGGUCGUAAAAGAGGUACUUAAGCCCCAAAAGAAAGAGGUGUCGUUGUACGUUGUAAAGAAUAUUGUGCUAUGGCAAGCGGAGAGCAACCCACAAUACUUGUUUCAUGAAAGGAGUUUGUUACACUGGCUUCAUGAAGGGCUGAGCGAGUUACGAGCAGUUGUUUUUUCUAGACAACUACAAUAUUAUAUGAUACCUGAGAGAAAUUUGAUGGCACACUGUGGAUUAGAUGAUGAACAGCAGCAAACUUGGGUAAAAACUAUUACUGAAAUGAUGAAUGAAGGGCCAAAACUACUACUGCGAUUAAUGAAAAUAAGAAAAGCCAUAAUUUCUUACAAGCAACCCUUGCAAUGGUACAGCAAAAUGAGGACAGAGCUUGAACUGCUUCAGUUAAAAGAUAUGAUAAGAAGAGAGCUGUGCACAGAUAAGAAUUCGGACCUUGAUUUGACUGACAGAAAUAUGAAGAAAAUAGAGGAACGCCAGCAAGAUAUUUUAUGGGAAAUAGCCUUGCGGAUGUACAUGGACGGGAAUGGCGUACAGGACUGGUGGGAUUUAAAUGAAAGAAUGUUGAGCUGAAUACUUUUACGACCGACUAUUAUGAAUACAUAGCAAGUAUUGGCAUUGGUAGCCAAGUAAAUAUAAUUAACGCCGAGGGAAACUAUAAGCAAACUAACUAUAUUCUAUGCAGUUGUAACAAAAAAUAAUAUUGUCAUUUUCAUAUUGCAUCAAUAUUUAUGCCGUACCAGGUUGUCAUUGGUUUUAAAGCAUAAACAAUCAAAUAAAAGAACAAUUGACAAAUAUCUAAGUCGUUUCUGUGGAAUGCUU
Messenger RNA from Dreissena polymorpha, 3510 nucleotides. RefSeq lists its product as uncharacterized. The coding region runs from base 1846 to 3261 and encodes 471 amino acids. The record is from RefSeq and is a predicted model, not a curated record. NCBI's taxonomy places the organism in Eukaryota, Metazoa, Mollusca, Bivalvia, Myida, Dreissenidae. The transcript is spliced from 2 exons.